This is a messenger RNA of Penicillium antarcticum, 1338 nucleotides long. RefSeq names its product phosphatase PAP2 family protein. The transcript is spliced from 3 exons. NCBI's taxonomy places the organism in Eukaryota, Fungi, Ascomycota, Eurotiomycetes, Eurotiales, Aspergillaceae. Gene Ontology annotation, molecular function: inositol phosphoceramide synthase activity. The record is from RefSeq and is a predicted model, not a curated record. Gene Ontology annotation, biological process: inositol phosphoceramide metabolic process; sphingolipid biosynthetic process. Gene Ontology annotation, cellular component: inositol phosphoceramide synthase complex. The coding region runs from base 1 to 1338 and encodes 445 amino acids.
AUGGGUGUUGGAGCGGUGCUGGAGCCACUAGUGGUCAUUGUGCUACUGUUUGGAGGCACAUGGAUCAAUCGCGCAACUGGAGCAAACGCUCACCGUCACUAUGCUCGCCGGAAAUCUGCGGAUUUGGUGCGGGCUGCCUCACCUGAUUCCCUCGAGUCCGGAUACUCGAGUCCUACAACAAAGGAUGGGCUUCUUAUCCCGCGUUCCCGGUCUCCCUUGCAUAUCCCUGAUGGAUGGCACAAACGACAGGUGGGAAUAUUUGGGUUGACCUUUGAGGUGUCAUCGCCAAAUACUGCUAUUUUCCAAGAUCGCUUGCUCAGUCGUCUACUGCGGAAGCUUCCUUUCUUGGUGGAAUGCUGGUACUGGGCCUUGGUUUACUGGACAUACCAGCUUGGCCGAGCCUUUACCGCCGUGACCCUCAAGGACGAUACUGUCGAUGUUGCGAGACGACAUGCCCUACAGCUUAUCAAGAUCGAGCAGCGCCUAGGUAUAUUUAUGGAAACCGUGAUCCAGAGGAACUUCUUGCUCCAUCCUCGUGCAAUGACUUGGAUAAAUUGGAUAUAUUCAUUCAUCCACAUUCCCGGAACCAUCGCUUUUCUCGUCUGGCUUUAUUACUUCACCACUACGCGGAAUCGGAUUGACGAGACUCAGGCAGGAAAGCCGAGAGGUGCCGUGAGCGGGUCACCCGCGGGUCCCCUUCUAUACCAAGCACGUCGGCGUACACUGGCGGUGUGCAACCUGCUUGCCUUUGUGGUGUUCACUCUGUGGCCUUGCAUGCCGCCCAGAUUACUAAGUGACACGAACAUCGGGGGACAGGAGGGUGAGUUGGCUCGCAGUUAUGGCUUUGUGGACACUGUGCAUGGUACCAAUGGAGCGGGCAGUGUGUGGACAGAAAACCGUUUUUGUAAUCAAUAUGCGGCCAUGCCAUCCUUGCACUUUGGUUAUUCUCUCAUGAUCGGUCUCACCAUCAUGACAAUUCCUCUGCCGCAGCAACGCCGAACAGUACUGCGGAUUCGCCUUACCCGAGUAAGGCUGACUCUCCCAUCCUGGCGUCGCCUGAUGUGUCUGGUGCUUGGAUUUUGCUAUCCAUUCAUCAUCCUGGUAGCCAUUGUUGCCACAGCCAACCAUUUCAUUCUGGAUGCAGUCGCCGGAGCCCUAGUCUGUGCACUGGGCUGGCGAUUCAAUGGAAUCCUGCUGAACUUGUUGCCGCUGGAAGACUACUUCCUAUGGCUUGUUCGUAUCCACAAACCCGAGCCAUCGCUUGUCACUGUCAACCCUGAAAGCGUGGAUAGCCAGUCUUCUAACGAGGGGCUAUUGAGCCAUGCUGUCCUCUCAUAA